Mesocricetus auratus (golden hamster) is the source of this 3569-nucleotide messenger RNA. It is a transcript of the gene Nfkbiz, whose product is annotated as NFKB inhibitor zeta. The coding region runs from base 424 to 2307 and encodes 627 amino acids. The record is from RefSeq and is a predicted model, not a curated record. Gene Ontology annotation, molecular function: POU domain binding; DNA binding. Gene Ontology annotation, biological process: regulation of gene expression. The transcript is spliced from 12 exons. NCBI's taxonomy places the organism in Eukaryota, Metazoa, Chordata, Mammalia, Rodentia, Cricetidae. Gene Ontology annotation, cellular component: nucleus.
UUUUUUUGCUAGUUCUUGGUUUACCACACAAGCCACGGGGGAUUCCUGAAACUGCAUUUUUCUCCCUGUGACGUGAGCAUGGGAUUUUUAACUCUGUCACUCCGGAGGAAUGCUGUUAGAUUCUGACUAUUUGGGUGCUUGUUGAAAACCCAGAACUUAAAACGGAAGACUAUCUGAUCAUUUCACUUGCCCGGUCACUGAGAUGUUUGUUUCAUAUACUCGUGAUAUAGAUGGUCAAAUUAUGCUUUGUUCUCCAUUUUAUUUUCCCUAUUUUGAAUAGUGGACCAGCUAUUCAUUUUCUGACUUUGUGAAUAUUGUGCUCAAUUACUAUGUAAGAGCUUGUUACAUAGUUGUGGCUGGGAAUGGAACCUGAGCUCAUAGUAAAUUUUAAACUGCAGUCUGGAGUUUUAAGUUGAGCCCCAUAUGGGGGUUGGCAGGCAGCAAAGAGGACCUUUCCAAGGCGUUCGAGUGAAGAACUCGGUGAAGGAGCUCCUGUUGCAUAUCCGAAGUCACAAGCAGAAGACUUCCAGCCUAUCUGUGGAUGAGUUUAAGGCACAGAGCGUGAACAUUGAGCACCUCACAGAAGUGAAGAGCGCAGUGUCCGCCGUGGGGAAAAGAAAGGGGGCCGAUCCUCUGUCUGAUGGACCAGUUUGCAAAAGGCCGGCUCUGUUGUCUACGCAUUUUGUGACAUCACCUCAAACGCCUACACCUGGGGAGAGCAUGGAAGAUGUUCGUCGAAAUGAAUCCAAACUGGAUAGCAGUGCCGAUCUGCUUCAGAACAUUAUAAACAUCAAGAAUGAGUGUAGCCCAGUUUCACUAAACACCGUCCAGGUUAGCUGGAUGAGCCCUGCGGUACCACAGAACUCCCCCAGAGACCAGUGCCAGGAUUUCCAUGGAGGACCAGUCUUCUCUCCACCUCAGAAAUACCAACCAUUCCAAGCCAGUGGCUCUCCACAAAUGAUGGACCAGGCUUCUAUGUACCAGUAUUCUCCACAAACCCAGAACAUGCAGCAACAGCAGCAGCAGCAGCAGCAGCAGCAGCAGCAGAACUAUCCACACAGUCCGGCUCUGCAGUUCAGUUCUUACUCCAGAACAUCUCAGUCUCCCAAGUACGAAUCAAACCUCUUUGAUAGUCAAGACCCACAGUUCUGCACGAGCCAGAGUUUUGUGUCUCUUCUGAGUGGCCACGGGGAACCUGAGAAUAUUGCCUCUCCCAUUCAGGUUUCCCCCAGCAUCCCGCAGCAAAACGAGACUCACCUGCAGAACUUCAGCCUGAUGCCAAACAAUGCCUGCGAGGCAGUUGGGGUGCAUGAUGCUGGCUCGCCCUCUUUGGGUACUUCCCUGUCCCUCCAGAGCAUCAUGGGAAGCCCAGUGAACACUACACAGUUAGGGAAGUCAUUUUUUCAGUGGCAGGUAGAGCAGGAAGAAAGCAAACUGGCAAAUAUUUCUCAAGACCAGUUUCUCUAUAAGGACUCAGACGGUGACACGUUUCUCCACAUCGCUGUCGCCCAAGGGAGACGGGCACUCUCCUAUGUUCUUGCAAGAAAGAUGAACGCGCUUCACAUGCUGGACGUUAAAGAGCACAAUGGACAGAGUGCCUUUCAGGUGGCCGUAGCUGCCAAUCAGCACCUCAUUGUGCAAGAUCUGGUGAACCUUGGUGCCCAGGUGAACACCACAGACUGCUGGGGAAGAACCCCUCUGCAUGUCUGUGCAGAGAAGGGCCACUCCCAGGUGCUCCAGGCAAUCCAGAAGGGAGCAGUGAGGAGCAAUCAGUUUGUGGAUCUUGAGGCAACUAACUAUGAUGGCCUGACUCCCCUGCACUGUGCGGUCUUGGCUCAUAACAGCGUGGUGCACGAACUUCAGAGGAAUCAACAGCCCCAUUCACCCGAAGUGCAGGACCUUUUACUGAAGAAUAAGAGCCUGGUUGACACCAUUAAGUGUCUGAUUCAGAUGGGAGCCGCAGUGGAGGCAAAGGAUCGUAAAAGCGGCCGCACAGCCCUGCAUUUGGCAGCAGAAGAAGCCAAUCUGGAACUCAUUCGCCUCUUUUUGGAGUUGCCCAGUUGCCUGUCUUUUGUGAAUGCGAAGGCUUACAAUGGCAACACUGCUCUCCACGUUGCUGCCAGCCUGCAGUAUCGGGUGACACAGUUGGAUGCAGUCCGUCUGCUGAUGAGGAAGGGAGCAGACCCGAGCACUCGGAACUUGGAGAAUGAGCAGCCGGUGCAUUUAGUUCCUGAUGGCCCUGUGGGAGAACAGAUCCGACGUAUCCUGAAGGGGAAGUCCAUUCAGCAGCGAGCACCACCAUACUAGCUCCCUUGGCUUGGAGCCUGGCCAGCAACACUCACUGUCAGUUAGGCAGUCCUGAUGUAUCUGUACAUAGACCAUUUGCCCUGUAUUGGCAAAUGUAAGUUGUUUCUAUGAAACAAGCACAUUUAGUUCACUAUUAUAUAGUGGAUUAUAUUAAAAGAAAAGAAGACAAAUAUUUAAUUUUCUUGGCAGAUUUGCAUAUUUUAUACCCAGGUAUCUGGGAUCUAUACAUCUGAACUUGAUCUGAAUGGUAAAAUUGCCUUCAAUAAAUAGUAGGCUUGGGGUAGGAAAAGACUCAUGGGAAAAGACUUGAUUUGUGGCAUAAAGCAUUGCUCAUGUGGCUAUUGCCAGAUUCAAAUUAGGUGGAAAAGAAACAUGAAAGCUUUUGAAAGGGAACAAAAAAAAUUGGACGUCCUGUUGAUACGUCUUUGGUCUGAUGCAGGGUCUGUUGGUUAAUACUCUCUCACUCUUGCACUAGAGGAGAGAGGCCUCUGGUUAGCAUGUGGUCUUUGAAGCUGUAUAUAAUUGUUAUUUUUUACCUUUAAAAUGUUGUACAUAUGUGAUUGUUAACAUGGACAUUUGAAACAUGCAAAUCCAUAAAACAGACAAGAGCAUACUCAAAGCAACUUCUAUUGUGUGAUCACCCAACUGUAGUUUUCACAGAUGAAGCACAUGAGAGUGGGUUCCAAAGUUGCUAUGUUUGCUUUGCAAAUGGGCUUCUCAUGCAUUGGAAAGAGAUACACUUGUAGGUUAUUGUAUGUUCUUGAAGAGACCCUUUUUAUGAAUCACCUCUUAGAAUUCGUGAUUUAUGUAAGUUGUUGAAGUUCUUGUUUGUCCUUAAUAGAAAUUACGAAAAUUCAGCACUGAAGCAGAGCUUGUUUUCUGUUUUCAAAUAGUAAUAAUGUGUUGUGAUGUUUAUACUAUUCAUACAAAUGUUUUAUUUUUUAGUAAUGUUAAUUCUUUAACAUUAUUUUGCUUACAUUUGAUAUACCUGGGAAGAAUAUAUUAGCUUUGAUUCCUUUUUGAUAAAUAUGACCCUUUAAAAUGAUGUCUUUUAAUUGACUGUCUUUGUAGCUAAGUACUCAUGUUCUUAUUAAAAGAAUGGCCUUUGAAUUGGAUUGUUCAUAUUGUUUGAUUCAUCAUAUCUAAUGGGUAGAAAUUUGAUUCCGUCACUUGGCAUCUCUAUUGUAUGAACUCAGUCCACCCACUGACAAAACUCAUGCAUAGUUUUAAAUGAAUAUUAAUAAACUCAUGUUGUCUUAUAA